CUCAGAGGUCUUAAGAUGCCUUCCUUCAAAAGCUUUACGCUGUACUGGCUGGGCGUUGUCGCGCACCUUACAUCAGCGUGGCCAACCCAGCACCCCGAACAUGUCCAGAUACUCACCCGAGCAGAGCAGCUCGCCACCGAAUACGACUAUGUAAUCGUCGGCGGUGGCACUUCUGGCCUGACAGUUGGUGACAGACUCACAGAAGACGGCAAAUAUACCGUCCUUGUGAUCGAGUAUGGCUACUACGAUAGUCAGACCGGCAUGAACCCACGCCGCAUGUACAAUAUCACAUCCAAGCCGUGCCCCAAUCUCAACGGCCGAAGCUUCGACGUGGGUAUUGGAUGCGUUGUCGGCGGCAGUUCUUCUGUCAAUGGACAGGUCUUCCUCAGGGGAACUAGAGAUGAGUACAAUGCCUGGAAAGAACUUGGUGGACCCGGGUCUACCUGGGACUGGGAUAACCUCCUGCCAUACUUCAAGAAGGGCAUCACCCUCGCGCCUCCAGACGCAGCUCAAGCUCGGGAGUAUAACAUCACCUUCGACAACAAGUACUGGGGCACAACCUCCAAGAUCUAUGCUGCCUUUGGCAAGGGCCCUCUUCAGUCCGUCCUGAAGAUCCUCUAUAACGCCAUGGCAAAGAUGCCCGGCAUGACCAUCCCCGUAGACAGCGGUGCCGGCGAGGCCGGUCUCUACUGGUACCCAUUGUCCCAAGAUCCCGUGCAAUUCCAGCGCUCCUAUGCUCGCACCGGCCACUGGGACGGCCUCAACCGCGCAAACUACGAAAUGAUUGUUGGCGCCAAGGUCAACCGGAUUCUCUUUGACGGCGACACCGCCACGGGAGUGCAAUUCGUCUCUCGCAACAACACGGGAGCUGCCCCUGUGCAGAUCAAAGCCCGUCGCGAGGUCAUCCUCGCCGCUGGCUCCAUACACACACCGCAGGUCCUCAUGCUCAGCGGCAUCGGGCCCCGCGCACACCUAGAGCAGGCACGAAUCACGGUCAAGGUCGAUUUGCCGGGCGUUGGAUCCAACUUCCAGGACCACAGCUACAUCCCAAGCAUCUCCUACCAAUGGGGCAUCCAGCCCCCCAACACAGGCGGAGGUGGCUGGGGUGGCGGCGGUCCGCCCUCCCUUGCCUCCAUGAUCGGCCUGCCUGUCGUCAGCCCCGACAGGUUCGAGACCCUCGCCAAGGCCUUUGAAGUCCAAGACCCCAAAUCCCACCUGCCCUCGAUCUACACUGCCGAGCAAAUUGAAGGCUAUAAGCAGCAGCAAAAGGUCUGGGGCAGGCUCAUGCGCUCCAAGAACGUCGUCUUCUCCGAGAUGAUGAUGUACGGCCCCGGCGGCUCCGUGCAGAACCUGCACUGCAUGUCGCGCGGCACCAUCCUCCUCAACACGGCGCAGCCCGAGAGCGAGAUGAUCGUUGACUACCGCGCUGCUUCCAACACCAUCGACUUGGACGUUAUGGCGGAAAUCAUCAAGUUCAUGCGGCGGUACAUGACCACCGGCGACCUCGCUCAGUACCAGGCGCGCGAGACAUCGCCUGGCGCGGGCGUCUCGUCCGAUGCGCAGCUCGUGAGCUGGGCCAAGGGGCAGAUUAUCCCGUCCGUGUAUCAUCCUGUUGGUACCACUGCGAAGAUGCCACGCGAGUGGGGCGGCGUGCUAGAUGAGGACUUGUUGGUGUAUGGUGUGAAGAAGUUGAGGAUUGUUGAUGCUUCGAUGAUGCCUACGACUGUUGGUGCGACCACGUCCAUGACUGUUUACGCUGUUGCCGAGAAGGCCGCCUAUAUGAUCAAAGCGCAGACACAGUAGUUGGGUGUUGGCUUUCUAUGGAACUUUCGAAGGGCUUGGUGGAGAGACAUGAGUGGAUUCGGGACUUAGGCUGCGGACAUUUUAGCACAUUCAUUACUUUUACAUACCACACAGCUAACUCGGUAUUUGAGCCGGCUGUCGGAGGAGCGUAUGACAUACAGUCUUUCAUUGAGUAGUUGAUCUUUGACAAUACUUCUAGUUUCAUUCAAUGUGAAGCUGUUCUAAUAAAUAACUGUUCAAACCAAAGGCAAGGGGGGGAUGAAUUGAAUGAUGUUUCGACGGCCAUCGCCAUCUCAAUACUUCAGCCGGUGUCUUCUACUAAAGCUCCUCGGAUACCCCU
This is a messenger RNA of Colletotrichum godetiae, 2143 nucleotides long. RefSeq lists its product as uncharacterized. NCBI's taxonomy places the organism in Eukaryota, Fungi, Ascomycota, Sordariomycetes, Glomerellales, Glomerellaceae. Gene Ontology annotation, biological process: secondary metabolite biosynthetic process. The coding region runs from base 16 to 1803 and encodes 595 amino acids. Gene Ontology annotation, molecular function: oxidoreductase activity, acting on CH-OH group of donors; flavin adenine dinucleotide binding. The transcript is spliced from 5 exons. The record is from RefSeq and is a predicted model, not a curated record.